GAAUAACUGUAUUAAAAUAAUUUCUUGUCUGCUUUACGUUGCUUGCAUCUCUAUGUUUUCUCGUUAGAUACGCCUUCAGCUUCGUACUUCCCAACCCCAACCAGAUUCGAGUGAGGCCUCUCUCUCUCUCUCUCUGAUCUGCAUUUGCCAGCCUCUCUCCUUCAAACCCUAAUACCGUGGAGGAGAUGGAAGCAAUUGGAGAUGAUGAGUUGGGAAUGGUUCUGAAAAGGUUAAAUAAUAAGAGUGAUAGGAUAUCUUGUUCUCAAGUAUGCAAACAAUGGCUACGAGUUGAGGGUCUACUGCGAACACAGUUAAGGGUGCUGGAUCCGAGCCUCUUGCGUAGUUUCUUACCGAGGUUCCCCAACUUGGUUGCUUUGGAAUUGGGAAAAGUGUUGCCUGAUGUUGAUCUUGAGUUUGUAGCAGAAACUUGUCCUAACGUUCAGAUACUUAACUUGAAUCUUAGGCAGACAUGCCCAGUAUCUGAUUCAACUGAAGAAAUUGGCUACGAUGAUCUUACUGGUGAUGGGAUCUGUUCAGUUGCUGGGAGGUGUAAAGGCUUGAAGAAGGUGUAUCUUAGGAGGAGAAAGGGUAUUGGUAAUGUAGGUGUAAUUUCCUUGAUCAAGCAUUGCACAGACAUCACACAUUUGGACUUGUCAUGGUGCAGUAGGAUCACCGAUGGAGCUCUUGAGUCUCUGGGAGCUGCCUCAUCAUUGCAGUCUCUGAAUCUUCAUGGCUGCUCACUGAUCACUGACUGGGGCUUGGCAUCCUUGGCCACUGGUUCUUCAGCAAGAACCUUGCAGAAGCUGGACCUCAGUGAAUGUGAUCGAAUUUCAGAUAUUGGGGUGGUUUUCCUGCAACAGCUAUGUUGCCUGGAGGAGUUGAGCCUAGCAGAAUGUGGGCCAAAGAUCACAGAUGCUGGAGGCGUAUCAAUAUCAGCAAUUUGUGGGCUCAAGAGCAUUGAUUUUUCAUGGCUAAUUAACAUCUCUGAUGCAACGUUUCUUUCUCUUGCAAACAAUUGCAAUCAUCUUGUCUGGCUGAAUAUAACAGGGUGUGAGCUGGCCACGAGUGCAGGGCUGCGGUGCUUUGCCACACACAAAUCACUGGAAGUUCUUAUAGCAGCUUCAUGCUACAGUUUGUCUGCUGAUGGCAUAGAGCACACUUUACUUGGAUGUAGCAAAUUGAGGUAUGCGGUCCUGGAUAAAAGACUCAGAGGUUGGAUAUCUGGAGAUGCAAUUGCAAAUGUCAACCCAUUGUGUCGAAUUGAAUGGCGAUGAUUGGUACACUGAUUCAUCUGUAGAUAGCUGGAAAGUUGUAGAGAGAGAUGGAGAGCGGCAAAUCAGGGACGUGGAAAUAGAUGUCUACAGUGUAAUUUUUCCUCUCAUUUGAGAGGUUUUUGUGCUGGAUUCUUCUAGAUUAGUCCUCCAUGUGCGAGGACUCAAGUUUACAGCAAACCUAUCCAAAGCCUUUAAGAAAGUUUCCACGGGCUGAGAUUGCGUUAUGAGCUUUUUUAUGUGUUAAUGGCUGUUUAUUUGUCAA
Molecule: messenger RNA, 1536 nt
Organism: Nymphaea colorata (pocket water lily)
Lineage: Eukaryota; Viridiplantae; Streptophyta; Magnoliopsida; Nymphaeales; Nymphaeaceae
Product: F-box protein At3g58530-like
Exons: 2
Coding region: 186-1274 (362 amino acids)
Biological process (GO): SCF-dependent proteasomal ubiquitin-dependent protein catabolic process
Cellular component (GO): SCF ubiquitin ligase complex
Molecular function (GO): protein binding
Source: RefSeq, a predicted model, not a curated record